Leptonychotes weddellii (Weddell seal) is the source of this 11853-nucleotide messenger RNA. Lineage: Eukaryota; Metazoa; Chordata; Mammalia; Carnivora; Phocidae. The record is from RefSeq and is a predicted model, not a curated record.
UCAGGGCUAUUGUGGUGGGAAAGGAGGGGGGUUGGUGGACGUCACGACUUGGGCUCUAUCUUCCCCUGGCCGCAGGAGUGCAGCCCCUGGGGCACUUAGCAGCAAGACAGCCCAGAGCUGCGGCGGUCCCUUCGGCCUCGGCUGCCCGGGAGCAUGGCCUAGGCAGGCGGCACCGUUGUGCGGCGCUGAGCUUCCCGACGGACCCUGGAGAUACCUGCUGCCCCCGCUUGCAGGGAAAGAUGAUUCCUGCCAGACUUGUGAGCGUGCUGCUGGCUCUGGCCCUCACCUUGCCAGGGACCCUUUGUACAAAAGGGACUGUUGGCAGGUCAUCGAUGGCCCGAUGCAGCCUCUUUGGAGGCGACUUCAUCAACACCUUUGAUGAGAGCAUGUACAGCUUUGUGGGAGAUUGCAGUUACCUCCUGGCUGGGGACUGCCAGAAACAUUCCUUCUCACUUAUCGGGGGCUUCCAAAAUGGCAAGAGAGUGAGCCUCUCCGUGUAUCUCGGAGAAUUUUUUGGCAUCCAUUUGUUUGUCAAUGGUACUGCGCUGCAGGGGACCCAAAACAUCUCUAUGCCCUAUGCCUCCAACGGGCUGUACCUGGAGACCGAGGCUGGAUCCUACAAGCUGUCCAGUGAGGCCUACGGCUUUGUGGCCAGAAUUGACGGCAGUGGCAACUUUCAAGUCCUGCUGUCAGACAGAUACUUCAACAAGACCUGUGGGCUCUGUGGCGACUAUAACAUCUUUGCCGAGGAUGACUUCAGGACACAAGAAGGGACCUUGACCUCGGACCCCUACGAAUUCGCCAACUCCUGGGCCCUGAGCAGCAGGGAACAACGGUGCAAACGGGUGUCCCCUCCCAGCAGCCCAUGCAAUGUCUCCUCUGAGGAAAUGCAGCAGGACCCAUGGGAGCAGUGCCGGCUUCUGAAGAGUGCCUCGGUGUUUGCCCGCUGCCACCCUCUGGUGGACCCUGAGCCUUUUGUGGCCCUGUGCGAAAGGGCUCUGUGCACAUGUGCCCGGGGGCUGAGGUGCCCUUGCGAGGUCCUCCUGGAGUACGCCCGGGCCUGUGCCCAGCAGGGGAUGGUCUUGUACCGCUGGACUGACCACAGCACCUGCCGACCGGCAUGCCCGGCAGGCAUGGAGUACAAGGAGUGCAUGUCCCCUUGCACCAGAACUUGCCAGAGCCUGCACGUCCAAGAAGUGUGUCAGGAGCAAUGCGUGGAUGGCUGCAGCUGCCCUGAGGGACAGCUCCUGGAUGAAGGCCGCUGCGUGGGGAGCGCUGAGUGUUCCUGUGUGCAUGCCGGGGAGCGGUACCCUCCGGGCUCCUCCCUCUUGCAGGACUGCAACACUUGCAUUUGCCGAAAUAGCCUGUGGAUCUGCAGCAAUGAAGAAUGCCCAGGGGAGUGUCUUAUCACAGGACAAUCCCACUUCAAGAGCUUUGACAACAGGUACUUCACCUUCAGUGGGGUCUGCCAGUACCUGCUGGCCCAGGACUGCCAGGACCACACCUUCUCUAUUGUCAUCGAGACUGUGCAGUGUGCUGAUGACCCGGAUGCUGUCUGCACCCGCUCAGUCACUGUCCGCCUGCCCCGACUGCACAACAGCCUUGUGAAGUUGAAGCACGGGGGAGGCGUGUCCAUGGACGGCCAGGAUGUCCAGAUCCCUCUCCUGCAAGGUGACCUCCGCAUCCAGCACACUGUGAUGGCCUCCGUGCGCCUCAGCUAUGGGGAGGACCUGCAGAUGGACUGGGAUGGCCGUGGGAGGCUGCUGGUGAUGCUGUCCCCAGUCUACGCGGGGAAGACGUGCGGCCUGUGCGGGAAUUUCAACGGCAACAGGGGAGACGACUUCAUCACGCCCGCAGGCCUGGUGGAGCCCCUGGUGGAGGACUUCGGGAACGCCUGGAAGCUGCACGGGGACUGUGAAGACCUGCAGAAGCAGCACAGCGAUCCGUGCAGCCUCAACCCGCGCCUGACCAGGUUUGCGGAGGAGGCGUGCGCCCUGCUGACGUCCUCCAAGUUCGAGGCCUGCCACCGCGCCGUGGGCCCUCUGCCCUACGUGCAGAACUGCCGCUACGACGUCUGCUCCUGCUCCGACGGCAGAGACUGCCUUUGCAGCGCCGUGGCCAACUACGCCGCCGCCUGUGCCCGGAGAGGCGUGCACAUCGGGUGGCGGGAGCCCGGCUUCUGUGCACUGAGCUGCCCACAGGGCCAGGUGUACCUGCAGUGUGGGAACCCCUGCAACAUGACCUGCCGCUCCCUUUCUUACCCGGAUGAGGACUGCGACGAGGUCUGCUUGGAAGGCUGCUUCUGCCCCCCAGGGCUGUACCUGGAUGAGAGAGGAGACUGUGUGCCCAAGGCCCAGUGCCCCUGCUACUAUGAUGGCGAGAUCUUUCAGCCCGAAGACAUUUUCUCGAACCAUCACACCAUGUGUUACUGUGAGGAUGGCUUCAUGCACUGCACCACGAGCGGAGCCCCAGGCAGCCUGCUGCCCAACACCGUGCUCAGCAGUCCCCUGUCUCACCGCAGCAAAAGGAGCCUGUCCUGCCGGCCCCCCAUGGUCAAGUUGGUGUGCCCCACUGAUAACCCAAGAGCUGAAGGGCUCGAGUGUGCCAAAACUUGCCAGAACUAUGACCUGCAGUGCAUGAGCACAGGCUGCGUCUCCGGCUGCCUCUGCCCCCCGGGGAUGGUCCGACAUGAGAACAAGUGUGUGGCGCUGGAAAGGUGUCCCUGCUUCCACCAAGGCAGAGAGUAUGCCCCAGGAGAAACUGUGAAAAUUGACUGCAACACUUGCGUCUGUCGGGACCGGAAGUGGAACUGCACGGGCCACGUGUGUGACGCCACGUGCUCUGCCAUCGGCGUGGCCCACUACUUCACCUUCGACGGGCUCAAAUACCUGUUCCCCGGGGAGUGCCAGUACGUCCUGGUGCAGGAUUACUGUGACAGUAAUCCUGGGACCUUCCGGAUCCUGGUGGGGAACGAAGGGUGCAGCUACCCUUCAGUGAAAUGCAAGAAGCGGGUCACCAUCCUGGUGGAAGGAGGAGAGAUUGAACUGUUUGAUGGGGAGGUGAAUGUGAAGAAGCCCAUGAAGGAUGAGACCCACUUUGAGGUGGUGGAGUCGGGUCAGUAUGUCAUCCUGCUGCUGGGCAAGGCACUCUCUGUGGUCUGGGACCACCGCCUGAGCAUCUCCGUGAGCCUGAAGCGGACAUACCAGGAGCGGGUGUGUGGCCUUUGUGGGAAUUUUGAUGGCAUCCAGAACAAUGACUUCACCAGCAGCAGCCUCCAGGUGGAAGAGGACCCGGUGGACUUUGGGAAUUCCUGGAAAGUGAACCCGCAGUGUGCCGGCACCAGCAAAGUGCCCCUAGACUCGUCUCCUGCUGUCUGCCACAACAACAUCAUGAAGCAGGCGAUAGUGGACUCCUCCUGCAGGAUCCUCACCAGUGAUAUUUUCCAGGACUGCAACAGGCUGGUGGACCCUGAGCCCUACCUGGACAUUUGCAUCUACGACUCUUGCUCCUGUGAGUCCCCCGGGGACUGCGCCUGCUUCUGUGACGCUGUUGCUGCCUACGCCCAUGUGUGUGCCCAGCACGGCAAGGCGGUGGCCUGGAGGACAGCCACUCUGUGUCCCCAGAACUGCGAGGAGAGGAAUCUCCACGAGAAUGGGCAUGAGUGCGAGUGGCGCUUUAACAGCUGUGCCCCUGCCUGUCCCACCACGUGCCAGCACCCCGAGCCGCUGGCGUGCCCCGUGCAGUGUGUCGAAGGCUGCCAUGCACACUGCCCUCCAGGGAAAAUCCUGGACGAGCUUUUGCAGACUUGCAUCGACCCUGAAGAUUGUCCUGUGUGUGAGGUGGCUGGUCGUCGCUUGGCCCCAGGAAAGAAGAUCACCUUGAACCCCGAUGACCCCGAGCACUGCCAGAUUUGUCAUUGUGAGGGCGUCAACCUCACCUGUGAGGCCUGCAGGGAACCUGGAGGCCUCGUGGUGCCCCCCACGGAAGGCCCCAUUGGCUCCACCACCCCAUAUGCGGAGGACACCCCAGAGCCACCUCUCCAUGACUUCUACUGCAGCAAGCUUCUGGACCUGGUUUUCCUGCUAGAUGGCUCCUCCAAGCUGUCUGAGGACGAGUUUGAAGUGCUGAAAGUCUUUGUGGUGGGCAUGAUGGAGCGUCUGCACAUCUCCCAGAAGCGGAUCCGCGUGGCCGUGGUGGAGUACCACGAUGGCUCCCAUGCCUACAUCGAGCUCAAGGACCGGAAGCGACCCUCGGAGCUGCGGCGCAUUGCCAGCCAGGUGAAGUACGUGGGCAGUGAGGUGGCCUCCACCAGCGAGGUCUUGAAGUACACACUGUUCCAGAUCUUCGGCAAGAUCGACCGCCCUGAAGCGUCCCGCAUCUCGCUGCUCCUCAUGGCCAGCCAGGAGCCCCCGAGGCUGGCCCGGAAUUUGGUCCGCUACGUGCAGGGCCUGAAGAAGAAGAAAGUCAUUGUGAUCCCCGUGGGCAUCGGGCCCCAUGCCAACCUCAAGCAGAUCCGAAACAUCGAGAAGCAGGCCCCCGAGAACAAGGCCUUUGUGCUCAGUGGUGUGGACGAGCUGGAGCAGCGAAGAGACGAGAUUAUCAGCUACCUCUGUGACCUUGCCCCGGAAGCACCUGCCCCUACUCAGCACCCCUCUAUGGUCCCGGUUACUGUGGGUCCGGAGCUCUUGGGGGUUCCCUCAUCGGGACCCAAAAGGAACUCCGUGGUUCUGGAUGUGGUGUUUGUCCUGGAAGGGUCGGACAAAAUUGGUGAGGCCAACUUUAACAAGAGUAGGGAGUUCAUGGAGGAGGUGAUUCAGCGGAUGGACGUGGGCCAGGACAGCAUCCGUGUCAUGGUGCUGCAGUACUCCUACACGGUGGCCGUGGAGCACACCUUCAGCGACACCCAGGCCAAGGCGGAGGUCCUGCAGCACGUGCGGGAGAUCCGAUACCGGGGCGGCAACAGGACCAACACCGGGCUGGCCCUGCAGUACCUGUCUGAACACAGCUUCUCUGUCAGCCAGGGGGAUCGGGAGCAGGUCCCUAACCUGGUCUACAUGGUCACAGGAAACCCCGCCUCUGAUGAGAUCAAGCGGAUGCCUGGAGACAUCCAGGUGGUGCCCAUUGGAGUGGGCCCUCACGCCGAUGUGCAGGAGCUGCAGAGUAUUAGCUGGCCCAAUGCCCCCAUCCUUAUUCAGGACUUUGAGACGCUCCCCCGAGAGGCACCUGAUCUGGUGCUGCAGAGGUGCUGCUCUGGAGAGGGGCCGCAGCCCCCCACCCUCGCCCCCACCCCAGACUGCAGCCAGCCCCUGGACGUGGCCCUCCUCCUGGACGGCUCCUCCAGUUUUCCCAAUUCUUACUUUGAGGAGAUGAAGAGUUUUGCCAAGGCUUUCAUUUCAAGAACUAAUCUAGGGCCCCGGCUCACGCAGGUCUCGGUGCUGCAAUACGGGAGCUCCACCACCACGGCUGUGCCAUGGAACGUGGCCUAUGAGAAAGCUCACCUCCUGAGCCACGUGGACCUCAUGCAGCGGGAGGGAGGCCUCAGCCACAUCGGGGAUGCUUUGGAGUAUGCUGUGCGAUAUGUCACCUCCGAAGUGCAUGGUGCCAGGCCCGGAGCCUCGAAGGCAGUGGUCAUCCUCGUCACGGAUGUCUCUGCGGAUUCAGUGGAUGCUGCAGCUGAUGCCGCCACGUCCAACCGAGUGACAGUGUUCCCCAUUGGAAUCGGGGAUCGGUAUGAUGAGGCCCAGCUGAGGAGGCUGGCAGGCCCAAACGCCGGCUCCAAUGUGCUGAGGCUCCAGCGAAUCGAAGAUCUCUCCACCAUGGCCACCCUAGGAAAUUCCUUCUUCCACAAGCUGUGCUCUGGGUUCGUUAGAGUUUGUGUGGAUGAGGAUGGGAACGAGAAGAGGCCUGGGGACAUCUGGACCUUGCCAGACCAGUGCCACACAGUGACUUGCCUGCCAGAUGGCCAGACCUUGCUGAAGAGUCAUCGGGUCAACUGUGACCGAGGGCCGAGGCCUUCCUGCCCCAAUGGCCAGCCCCCUCUCAGGGUGGAGGAGACCUGUGGCUGCCGCUGGACCUGCCCCUGUGUGUGCAUGGGCAGCUCUACCCGGCACAUCGUGACCUUUGAUGGGCAGAACUUCAAACUGACUGGCAGCUGUUCAUAUGUCCUAUUUCAAAACAAGGAGCAGGACCUGGAGGUGAUUCUCCAUAAUGGUGCCUGCAGCCCUGGGGUGAGGCAGGCCUGCAUGAAAUCCAUCGAGGUGAAGCAUGACGGCCUCUCAGUUGAGCUCCACAGUGAUAUGCAGCCGACAGUGAAUGGGAGACUGGUCCCUGUCCCAUAUGUGGGUGGGGACAUGGAAAUCAAUGUCUACGGCACCAUCAUGUAUGAGAUCAGACUCAACCAUCUUGGCCACAUCUUCACGUUCACUCCACGAAACAAUGAGUUCCAGCUGCAGCUCAGCCCCAAGACCUUUGCUUCAAAGACGUAUGGUCUUUGUGGGAUCUGUGACGAGAACGGAGCCAAUGACUUUAUGCUGAGGGAUGGCACGGUCACCACAGACUGGAGAGUGCUCGUCCAGGAAUGGACCGUGCAGCAGCCGGGGAGGACGUGCCAACCGGUCUCCUGGGAGCAGUGUCCCGUCUCCAGCAACUCCCACUGCCAGGUCCUCCUCUCAGAAUUGUUUGCUGAGUGCCACAAGGUCCUCACUCCAACCACCUUUUACGCCAUGUGCCAGCAAGACAGUUGCCACCAGGAGCAGGUGUGUGAGGCGAUUGCCUUGUAUGCCCACCUCUGUCGGACCAAGGGGGUCUGUGUUGACUGGAGGAGGACCAGUUUCUGUGAUAUGUCAUGCCCACCGUCCCUGGUGUACAACCACUGUGAGCGUGGCUGCCCCCGGCUCUGUGAAGGCAAUACAAGCUCCUGUGGGGACCAUCCCUCGGAAGGCUGCUUCUGUCCCCCAGACCAGGUCAUGCUGGAAGGUAGCUGUGUCCCCGAGGAGGCCUGUACCCAGUGUGUCAGUGAGGAUGGAGUCCGGCACCAGGUAGGAGCCCUGGCCUUUUGCCUCCCAUGGGGCUGCUUCUCUCUUGGGUCGGUAGCGUGAAGUGUUCCCCGGUGAUUGGCCCCCUCCAACUGUGGCAGCAAGGGUCAACUCUUAAGGGGAUCACUGAAGACUAGGGAAGCAGUAUGACAUAAUGGUUUUGGAGCCAGACACAUCUUGGUUCAAAUCCUGGGUCUGUCAUAUAUUAGCUGUGUAAGCAAACACCAAAGUAUUAAUAACGUGUUACUACUACUACUACUACUACUAUCAUCAUUAUAUUCAUGUAAGUAGAAGGCUAUAGGAACCCAGAAGGGGAUGGGAAAAGAAUAUUUAUACUAAUAGUGAUGUCUACUAUGAUUACAACAUAUUAUGUACCUUGCAUUGUACUAAGCCCUAUAUAUUCAUUAUCUCAACAUUUUUUGAAGGUUUGUUUUGCAGGAUAUUAACAGUUACCUGUGGUCAAGAGAGUUUAAAGAACACUAGCUAAACAGGUUUCUUUAUUGCAGCAUUCUUUAGAGCUCUUAAUGCACUAAUGUAUGGUGCAAGUAUUUCAGAGGGUUUUUUCUUCUCAACCUUAUCUGACUGUGGAACUGUGUGUGUGUGUGUGUGUGUGUAUCAUCCCCUUGGACUAUGGUUUCACAGAACACACUGGGAUGUCUUACAUCAUCUUAGUAAAUAUUUACAAGAUCUUUAAGAGAGAUUCAAGGCUCAGAAAGCUUCCUUUGCCCAGGGACAUGGUUUGUAAGUGACGAAGUUGGGAAUUGCACUCAGUAUUUAAAACUCUGUCUGACUCCAAAGAGCGUGCUCUUUCCGAUGUAUGAAAAUGCCUUUUUGCUAGGUCUUCUUUGGGCUGAUCUUCCUGGGAGUCAUGGAGUCAUCUGUUCUCAUAGCCCUCUACAGGUUAUUGAGUACAUUUUGAAAGGACACUUACCAGACCCUCCCCCAUCUUGGCCUAAGAUGGCAGUCAUAGCUUCAAAGUUGACAACACGUACAUUUGCAGUAGCUGGCCCGUGUGUGUCUGCGCACACAUAGAUGUGUGCGGGGGUCCUGUCCUUCUUCUCGGACAGUGAUACUGCAGAGCAUGGUAGAGGGAGAGCAGAUAUGACUUCUAGCAAAGGAGAGUGUAUUCUGUGAUCAGGAGCUAUACCCCAGACUUAACAUCUCCAUCAUCACCAGGGAGGACUUUUUUCACUAAGUGAACCAGGUGAGGUGACUUACUAUAUUUAAUCACAACUAGGAGAACUCACGGUAAAGCUAGCUGACCAAUCUAGAGAUUGAUGAAAACAGUAUAACUACACUAUUCUGUCCCAGACAUUGUCAGCCACGAAAUGGACCAUUUCCUUUGAUUCUCCCCAAAACUCCAUAGGGUCAUUAUUACAUGUGCCAUUGAAUGGGUGAGGAGACUGAGGCUCAGAUAAAACUAGGGUUCCUAUUCAUGACACCAGGACAUCCCAUAGUGUCCUAACCCUGCUUUUGAUCCCAUUGGAACUGGGAGCUAAACUUUGGGCUGUGUGUUCAUGGAAGCACAGGCAUUCAUCCAGCUAUUACUGGACGGCUCUCAUCUGCUCUGUUUUGUUAUUUGGCUUUAUCCUAGUGGACCCCAUUUGCUCUCACUGUGGAGUAGGUGAAUUAGGAGGGAAGACCAGUCACAAUCUACCUCUGUAUUUCAACUUGCCAAAUGAAGUAACUGCCUGUCCCGUAAUAUUCUCCAAGACGAGUAAAUAAAACCUGAUCUUCACACUCCUGGGGUCCCUCCCACUGGGCUUGAAGGGUAGGUACCAUUUAUGUGUGGUGCCAGCUCCCAGUGGUACUUUCAACCUGGAUUUGCUGGGAGUGGGAAGGUGCUCUCAGAGGGAGGCAGAAAUGGUCUCUACCCUCUUCUCUGGCAUUCUGUAAUGAGAAGGAAGCUCAAGUUUGUAAAGUGCUUCUGGCUCCCUGAUUGUCAUUUGGCUGCAGGGUGCUGAGAGCUGGAAGCUUGUGAAUUUUAUCUUAGUGUCUCCACCUACCCCCUCUGACUCGAUUUCUCCUCACCACUCCCCUCACCUCGUCCAACAGUUUGGAAUAUGCAUUUGAGUUGUGUGGAGAGUGCUUCCAAGGAGUGCAAUAUUUUGGACAUAGAAACAGUCUUAUAAAUAUAUUUCAGAACCAAGUGACAAUAAAAUGAGUUAAUCAAAAACUAUGAAGGGAACAAAGCCAGUUUUAGUUUAUUGCAGAACAUAUAGUUUAAAUGGAUGAAAACAAAUAUCUGAUCAGCCACCUGCAAUUUCAGUUUUUCCAUUCAAAGCAGAGAAAGAAUGAAAAUCUAACACAAAGAACAUUUCCAUUAAAUGAAAUGUCUUUCACCAAAAAAUAAAGCCUAGACAGCUUUUCUUCAGGGAAAUAAUCCAGGGUGUAAGUCUCUGGUGGUAACUUCAGAAGGGCAAAAUAUUUACCAGUUUCCAUAGCUCUUGUUUAUUUUACAGAACGCAGUGUGAACACGUGAGCCUUUGUGGCUGGCUCAGAGGGGAUUCAGCUGAGCACUGACUGUCCCUCUCUGGGUUGGAGGCUGUGCAGGGGGGGCAGGGGUAGCAAGGACCGCCUCCAUCACCUGGGACGAAGUGCCUGGAGCCUGUGCUUCCUGCUCUGAGGUCUCUGCUGUUCCCUGGUGGCCCAGUGCUUAAUUUUCCUGCAUCUUCCCCCAGAUCCUUGGCUGGGGUGGGUGGUGCAUGAUCACUUGCUGUGUCCCUUCUCUGACCUGGGGUUUUGAAGACUUCAGUUUUCCCUUACCAUAUUCUCUGUAGGCGGUUCUUUUGUCUUUUUUGAAUUUAGAACUGCAGCCUGCUCUCAUUCCGGUUCUGUCCUGGGAACAGUCCUGCCUGGCCCUGGAACCCAGUGGGUGAGACAGGCCGGGCUGGAGUUGGCCUGUCCUGAUGCAGGAGUGCCACCUGCUGGCGUGUUUGCUGCCUAACCGGACAGGUGAUGCCACUGCAGAGCUGGCCGCUGGUGCUUUAGCUUAGCGUGAGCGGGGAAAAGGGCUUUCUCAGGGACCAGAUUCUGUCCCCUGCCUCGGGCACGCCUCAUUAAAGCUUCCUGGGGAAAUAAAAAUAAAAUAAAAAUCCCUGGAAGAGGAGGCUUAACACCUGAUUUUGGUCAUCUGUUGAGGUCUAUUGUCCACUCUCAGGAUCGUGGGAAAAUUGUAUUACUUUUUUCUUGAAUUUAGAUAUCUAAAGUUCACAUUUAAAAAGACAUAUAUAAAUAAUAUGGUCGUCUCCUUUCUCGUUUCAUCACUUUUGCCACUUAAAGGUCUAAAUAUAGAUCCCUUGAUUGGCCAUUUUCUUGGCAUUACCAUCUGUGCAAAAAGCAGGAAAGAGGCAGGACAGAGCAAGGCCUGGGGAGAUGUGAGAUGUCCCCCUCCUCCUUCCACUCCCAGGCCUCGGAGGCCAGUGCCCUGGGCCCUCCCUGGACCUUCCCAGACCCUAGGGGAGCACUGGGCUCCUGGUGCUGGCUCCUGCCUCCUCUGUCCUGCUCACUGUCACCAGGGUUGUCCUUAUUUGGCACUCUUCUCUCUGAGGCAGGGUCCUGCUUACAAAGCGUCGGGGUGCGCCUCGCCUACCCUGUAACCCUCCCCCCACAAGCAGACAGGGAAGGUCUCUAGAAUCUUCUAGAUAUCCACAAGGACUUUCCAUCCUCUGUUCCCACUCAGAAUUCCUUCUCCUUCCCUCUGCCCAGGUCCUUCCCACUCAGCACAGAUGCACGUUUGUGAGGCCUUUCUGGAGCACCCCAGCCUCCGCAAACAUUUCUUCUGCACUGCUGUGGCUCUUGUAUUUCCCAUUUUUAAAAACAGCUUUAUUGAGGUAUAGUUUACAUACAGUAAACAGUACCUAUUCCAAGGGUACAAUUUGAUGAGUUUUGACAUAUGGACGUUCCCAUAAAGCCAUCAUCACAAUCAUGAUAAUGAACAUUUCCGUCAGCCCCCAGAGUUUCCUUAGGCCUCUUUUGAAGGCAUCCCUAGCCCCCGUCUCCCACCCCCAGGCAACCACUGCUCUGCUUCCUGUCCCUAGAGAUACAUUUACAUUUUCUGGAAUUUUCUAUAAAUGGAAUCAUGCAGUGUGUACUCCUUUUUUUUUUUUUUUUGCCUGUCUUUCACUCAGUAUGAUACUUUUGAGAUCCCUUCAUCUUGCAAGUUUCCAUAGUUUGUUUUCAUGGCUGAGUAAUAUGCCACGCCGUGAAUGUAUCACAAUUCAUUUCUCUCAUUCAACUUUUCAUUGAUGGGUCUUAUUUCCUCAGUUUGAGUGUCAGCCAUUUGAGGGCUGGGAUGGGGUUUUCGGUCCCCCCACCCUUCCCAUGGCCCCGGCAGUGUGACCUGCCUAUGGCAGGCACUGUGCUUAUGGACGAAGGCAGCUGGAGUGUAGAAAGCACGUGGUGUCUGGGGCCAGAACGUCAGGUUCAAUCCCGGGAUGCAUCUCCUGGUCACGUUCCUUGUCUGUGUCUCCAUGCAUCAUUUGUACGUGUAGAUAAUGACAGUACUUCCCUGAUACGGUUAUUGUAAGGAGUAUAAAGUGAAUAAAUGUAAAGCCCUUAGAAAGGUAUCUUGAACAUAUUUAAUGCUAGUUACUGCUGGGAAGCAGUAGAGCAUGGUGUCAAAAAGAUGGCGUGUGGGUUUAUAUCGUAGCUCUGCUGCUGUGGUAGUGUGACCCUAAGCAGGGGCCUCAGCUUUCUCAUUUGACAAGGGGGUAACACACAUGUCCUCACCAGGGGGCUGCAGUGUGGAUUAAAUGAGUCAUUUAUAUAAAACCCAUAGAAUAGGGGUGUGUGCGUGGUGCAGUCUGUUAGCGGCUGC